Phodopus roborovskii (desert hamster) is the source of this 282-nucleotide messenger RNA. It is a transcript of the gene Fam240a, whose product is annotated as family with sequence similarity 240 member A. Bases 39 to 272 code for a protein of 77 amino acids. The transcript has 3 exons. NCBI's taxonomy places the organism in Eukaryota, Metazoa, Chordata, Mammalia, Rodentia, Cricetidae. The record is from RefSeq and is a predicted model, not a curated record.
ACACCAUUUCAGACAGCAGCAGACCCAUCUCAAAGGGGAUGAAUAGUCAGUACGUCCGCCGAGAGGUCUUCUGCGGGAACACCUGCCACGAGCUCAAACGCUUCUGGGAGAGGGAGAUUGGCAAACAGACGUACUACCGCCAGUCCGAGGAGCGUCGCCUGGGAAGAAGCGCGCUGAGAAAACUCCGGGAAGAAUGGAAGCAGAGGCUGGAAACAAAGCUGAGACUGCGGAACAAUCCAGAUGAGGCGGAAAGACGGACAAAUGUCAGCUGAGGACGCCCCA